CAGAUGGAAUUCUUUUUGGUUUAAGGUCAACUGCUAUUCUUAGCACAACUUCACUGUACCUUCUCUUUACGGUCAUUCACUUCUUACUACUACUUAUAGGAGCUUUUUGUAAGGUGAAGGUGUUGGUCUAUAGAAAGAAAUCUCUUGUUGUUUCUAUGGUGAUUCUACUCGUACUGCUUGUCAUUUGCAUUUCUUCAUUAUUUGCCUUUGGGAUCAUUUCGUAUGGUACACAAUGCAGUCAGGUUAGGAUGACACUUCACGACAAUAUGCUUGAUACAAUGUUGGUCAUUUCAUGUUUGGGAAUAACCAUUUUGAUUACUAUUUGGAGCUUUAUCGUAUAUGGAGUGUAUAAAAAUCGCAAAUUCACAUUGCGAUCAGAAAAUAGGAACACUGAGCCCAAUCACGAUCUUAAAAGGGACGCCUAUUGCGAAACACAACACAAGAAUGUGCAUCUCCGUCAGGUGGCAGCCAACUCUUCAAGUGAAGUCCCUGGGGUGAAUAUGAGAUCUAGAGAUGGUCGAAAGAAAAGUCAGUAUAAUAUGCUGGAGCGCCCAUUGACAACUAGAUUUUCACAUAGUUGCGAUGUACGGAAUGAUUGUUACUCGACUGUUAAUGAGGAAACAUUAAUUGAGCUGAAGUUAAGAGAUGCCUACGAACACGAAUCAAGAUCCGUGCCAAACCUGACAGAUCCCAGUUACACUCAUAUUGCAAAGAGAAAUUCACAGUCAAUUUCAACUGUACCUGAUGUUGUUUUCAGAAGUAAAAGUGAAAACACGACGGAUGAUUAUGAUGUUCUUAGUCAGCAGAGCAUUAACUUUCAAGAUACAACCAACAGCAGCAGGUUUCACUCCUGUUAUGAAGACAUCAGUGAGGCAUCCAUUGAGCCUCUUGGAGCUGGACUCUACCUACAUCUGCACCAUGGUGAGAAGUCAACGCCAGUGCCCAAUGUGGACGAUCCUACCUACUCACACGUGAAUAUCGAACCUAAAGUAGAAGAGCCGCAAGUGAAACCUAAGAAGUUUUACUUGAAAAAGACUGGACAAUGAACAUAUAGUACAGCUAUAGUGUGUGUGUAUUGGUAUUAAAAUUUUAGUUUCUUAUAAAAAAUUAUUGAGUGUGACUAUAGCUAGCUGAGACCAGUUUCUGGAGUGAUGUAUAUGUGGUGAAUACCCUUA
Messenger RNA from Halichondria panicea, 1175 nucleotides. RefSeq lists its product as uncharacterized. The record is from RefSeq and is a predicted model, not a curated record. NCBI's taxonomy places the organism in Eukaryota, Metazoa, Porifera, Demospongiae, Suberitida, Halichondriidae. The transcript is spliced from 10 exons. The coding region runs from base 156 to 1046 and encodes 296 amino acids.